Hyalella azteca is the source of this 4524-nucleotide messenger RNA. RefSeq names its product nuclear pore complex protein Nup160 (gene Nup160). The record is from RefSeq and is a predicted model, not a curated record. NCBI's taxonomy places the organism in Eukaryota, Metazoa, Arthropoda, Malacostraca, Amphipoda, Hyalellidae. Gene Ontology annotation, molecular function: structural constituent of nuclear pore. The coding region runs from base 184 to 4383 and encodes 1399 amino acids. The transcript is spliced from 27 exons. Gene Ontology annotation, cellular component: nuclear pore.
CUGACAUGUGUAAUUCUAGCAGUUUUCCUUGAAAGCAGCUAAUAAUUUAUUUAUGAAGAGUCUGUGUUUUGAUGCAGCACAAGAAAAAGAUACUAUUGGGCAUUAAGCUGUAAAGAGAUUAUUAUUGCAGAUUCCACAUUUUCAUUUACCUAUUUGUUAGUAAAAUAUUUUUCCGAAGUAAGCAUGAAAUGUUCAGGAGUGGACUGUGUUGGCUACCAGGAACUAUCUCCUGAUCAACCAACUGUUCCAAAAUGGAGGAGUGUUAUCAUCAAUACUGGAGCUUCUCAGAGCACACUUCAGGACAUCAAAGUUCCUGCCUAUGGUGGGGGCUAUGCUUAUAAAGGCUCCUCUGCUCUCUCAAGCAACAGAUACAUUUUCUGGCGUGUGACUGAUGACAUCAUAGAGCUCUGGGAAGAGUGCCUCUCCUUUGACCUUGUUCAGAACUAUGUCAGCCUGAGGAUUGUUGGCUUACCAAUCUUGGAGGGGGUGAGCGCUCAUGAGAGCAGCGGCCGCCACGUGCGGCUGCUGGUGGCCACCAUUGCAUCCACGCAUUGCUUCACACUGCCUCACCCCGAUACCCUCAAGCUGGUAGGAGAGAGCAAAGGAGCACCGCAACCCUCUAUCUUGCGAGACCUCGAACAGAACUGUCUUGUGGACACCCACUCCAUGCACCUCCUCAGCUCACCUGCACUGGAGGUGGGGCGCAUCCAUGCCUGCUGCAGUGCUGUGUGCGGUGAUCGCGCCGUGUUCCUCUUUGGGGCGCCGGCAGCAGCCCUCCUCGUCAUCUCCAUGGACCCCAACGCGCGCCACCCUCCGCCGCCUGGUGCCGUUGACAGCACUUCAGUGACGCUGGUCAAGAACAACUCCCUGGUGAACAGACUCUUCCUGGGCUUCGUUCCUGGGGUUUUCAAAGCCGGGGAAAGUGGACGAGUUAGCAGCCUUUGCUGCGUGGUCCUCCGCAACGGAAAGCAGCAACAAGCGUACGGCGUGGGGGUGUGCGGGGACGCUCGUUUGCGGCUGUGGUGUCUGCAGCGCAGCGACUGCGUUAUAGUGCGCGACACUGCGGAGGAUACGGGCGAGACUGCCGCUGCUGGUGGGGGCGAGGGUCAUCGCGUUGUGUGCCGCCCCAUGGGUGACGGCAGCGCCGUAGUGGCGGUGUGGCUGAGCUUCGUAGAUCGUCACCUGCUUCUGCUGUACCGCCUCACGUCGCCAGGCUCCUCGGACGCCGCGUCUGCAGUACCACAACUCGCUCACCUCAGGACGCUCUUCCCUCCUCAGCAACGCCUGGUGGACUUGCAGCUGACGGAUGUGGACGUGUGGACGUUGUGGACCGACACGAACAGCGACAGCGAGGUGAUGCACUGCCCCAUAGAGUUGCAACAAGAGACCGACGCUGUGGCAGGGGCUGGAGGACUACAGGCAGCUUGCGCUCAGCCAGCUCCUCCGAAGACCGUGCCUCUAGCUGACCCAGCCCUGGACCCUAAAGAGGUCUACCUUCAGACCCUCUUCUUACCCAACACUUUCUCCCGCAGCUGCCUCACCAGAGCUCUUGCUAUCUAUGGCAGGAGCGGCAGCGACCAGACACCUCAGGAUGCUGUAGAAGAAACGCUCCGACAGCAGCUCGAGAACUCGUCCCCUCACGACGCCGGCCCCCAGGAGCGCUACGACCUGGCGCUUGAUGUAUGGGAGACCUUCUACAACCACGUCCUAGAGUACCAUCAGGUUGGGCGCAAGAGCCUCGGUCUGGUGUGUGGCGCUGAAGGCGAGGUGGCGGUGGUGAGGAGGGCGGGCGUCUCGUGGGUGGUGGCCGUGGAGGCUCUGGAGGCUCUUGUAGCGGCCGUCAUCGCGGCUCCUCCUUCGGAGGACCUCACGCAGCUGGUGCUGCGCUACGGUGCCUCGGCUGUCUUGUGCGGGGAUGCCUCGCUGGCGGCGAGUGUGGCUGGGGCGCUGCGCUGCGUGGCCAUAGUGCACAGCCUCAUGAACAGCGAGGUGGCCGCGGCCUUCGUCCUCGACAUGGCACAUCACACCCACCCUGAGGUCGUCGCUGAAGACGUGGCAUCAUCUCUGCUGUCUCAGGUGGUAGCCGGUGAUGAGGCCGCUGCCGUGCUGAGCUCAGCAGUAAGCGCCGUACCGAACUUCACCGCCGGCCUGCGCUGCGUACUCCAUGCGCUGAAGCUGGACUCCAAUAGAGCUCAGGACUCCGCUGAUCCCGCCCGCCCUUCUUCUCAGUGCCAGCUGUGGAGCUCGCUGGUGUCCGCGUCCUUGCACCAUCUGGCACAGUCGCGUUUCCAGCUGUGCCGGGACCUGCUCGUCCUGCAGCAGGCUGUUCUUCAGCUCUCUCAGUUGUGCCAUUUGAGCGCGGAUUGUGUGGGCGAGCUGAGGUCUAGUGUGGUGCAAGAGACCGUGCUUUUGUGUCGCGCCUACUACGCUCUUCUGUGCCUCACGCGGUCCCCUGCGACGCGACCAUCACAGCAGCUACUACACGACCUCACCAGGGCCCUAGCCGCCCUCGGUCUCCACGACACGGUGCCCUCUGUAGAGCCUCUGCCUCAAGGCGCCCUGCCGUCUACGGCCUUGUGUGCCAUCUUGCAGCAGGGCGCGUGUCGCUUGCAACCCCAGGGACCCUGGAUUACUUCUGUAGCUAAAGCUGUCAGGGACUUUGCCCGUGAGGCGUGGCCUCUACAAGACCGCAGUGGAAGCACUGAGCUGUUGGAAGCCCUGCUCUUCAGUGGUCAGGGCACAGCUGCUCUUCAUUACAUCAGACAGGUGAGCGGAUGGUGCGAGUGGAGCUUGUGCAGCCGCCACUUCCUGCUCGGGGUUUGCCUGUUGCUGCAGGGACAGCACCGUAAAGCAGCACGUGUGCUGCAGGAGGCCGCUGAAGGUUGUGCCUCUGAAGAACUCCUGGCGACAAGAGUCGGUGGUGGAGGCGAUACUGCGUUGCUCCGCUACACGCUACGUCUCGUCCGUCUUUUUGAAGUCUUCCAGGAACCUGUGCUGGCGUUACGUCUGGCGUCUAGCGCCCUCUGUGUGGAGCAACAUAGCACUGGGCAUAUGUCCCAGCUGUAUGCGGUGCUGUUCAAGCACCACUUGGCUCUUGGUCAUUAUAAUGAAGCGUUCACAGCGCUGCUCUCUAACCCUGAUCCUGAUGCUCAGCGUUCUUGUCUACGGCAGCUGCUAACGACGCUCCAUAACUCUGGGUGCUUGAGCACAUUGGUGGGCUACCAGUAUGGGCACCUCACAGGUGACGUCGUGAGCAUCCUCGAGAACAGAGCGCGCUCUUCAUCUGACAUCCUGCAGAAUAACUACUACCAUCUUCUCUAUGCCUUCCAUCUCCAUCAACACAACUAUAAACGAGCGGCGAGUGCAAUGUACGAGUGUGCAAUGCGCCUCGACAGCGGCGGUGAAGCAGGAUCAGAAGAGGCGCUGAAGCUUCAACUAAAGUGCUACUUGGCUUGCCUCAACUGCCUCGAGCUGCUACCUCCCAGCGAGGCCUGGAUACUCAAGCCUAAUCCUUUGAAUACUCAGCCGAGCCCGGCACUUGACACCACGACCAAGCAGACACGACGACUAAUUGGUUCUAGCGCAGGAGCGUCGGCCCGCCGUGUGAAGGGGGCGGCGGCGGUCGAGGUGCUCGAGGUGCCACAGAUUGGCAACGAGUUCGAGAUCCUACACGCACGCCUCAGCCUCGCCAGGAUGGGCACGUCCUGCAGCAUCGGCAUCAGCAACGUCGGUGACGCGGACUCGCUGAUUUCGUUGCUGUGCCACGCGCGGCUGUACAAAGACGCAGUGAAGCUCUGCGCCAGGCUGGACCGCAGCCUGCGACCCGUCGUCGCGUCGCUCGCUGGGGUCUGCGUGGCCGCUGAUCAGGCAGCCGACGCACAACACAACGCUGCGUGGCUCAAACACAACGAUGUCACGAACGUUAAUGGUGGCUGGUGGGAUCUUCUAAGAGAGCUGCUGGAGCGGGAAAAAGGGAACAAGAGCGAGCUGCAUCACACGGCUACUGCCGCCAUCUUGGACCUGAACCACGGCCUCCCUCCUUGGCUCCCACUUUCUUAUUGUCGGCGCGACUGCGGCGGCUUACUGAAGCUGUUGCUCCGCCACGGUCUGCUGGACGCGUCAGCCCAGCUGGUCCUGCGGCUCAUGGACGCCCUCACCCUCGGCCGUAAUGCUGAAGAAUUCGGCCUUAGUGGUGCCGUGCACAGCAACAGCCCUCCUGUGUGGGUCCCGUAUUCGGCCCUGGACCAACUUUUGCUGGAGCUGCAGGCCAACUCCCACCACUCUCACUACGAGCAGAUGCUAUCAGUGCUACAGCAACGGCUGGACAGUUACCGCAAUGCCCUUGCACGCGUGUCCAACGACCGCUUGCUUCUUGCUGCUUGAACCAUCUGUCACGUGAUCUUCACAUUUGUUACGGUAAUUUCUUCGUCACGGCUCCCAAAACUUACUACAGCGCUGGACCCGUCGCUGAAGUUGACGAUGACUGCCAAGUUUUAAUAACAUAAAUUUAACCCGUUUACUGAA